Diprion similis is the source of this 1256-nucleotide messenger RNA. RefSeq names its product protein FAM32A. The coding region runs from base 103 to 444 and encodes 113 amino acids. Gene Ontology annotation, cellular component: nucleolus. The transcript is spliced from 3 exons. The record is from RefSeq and is a predicted model, not a curated record. NCBI's taxonomy places the organism in Eukaryota, Metazoa, Arthropoda, Insecta, Hymenoptera, Diprionidae.
GUGUAUCCAUAGUCAGCUGUCAUUGAAACGUGUAUUACGUUAACAAAAAUACUGAUUACACUGUGCAAUUUCUUUUAGCGGUUUGAAAGGCAUAAGAUUGGAAUGUCUGAAAAUUCGGGAACUGACGAAUACGCGCAUGUAGCCAAAGGACCUUUGAAGUUGAAAUGUGACCCAGCAACGAUAAAGAAAAAAAAGAAGAAGAAGGAAAAGGAGAAGAAGAUGAUAGAAAUGGCAAAGAUUAUUGAGGAAGAAAAACCAAAAGCAGUUGAACUUAAGAGAACCAAGGCAGAAAUGGCUUUCCAAAAGAUGCAGGAGAAAAUGCAAACGGAAAGGAUCAAACAAAAAGCAUCAAUGACGCACAAACAGCGUGUAGAAGAAUUCAACAGGCACUUAGACAGUCUAACAGAGCACUUUGAUAUACCGAAAGUCAGUUGGACUAAAUAAACACACUUACCACUGUGCUAUUGCACAAAAUCAAGACAAACUCUUUGUGUUGAAAAAUAUUUGUUAUUUCACCAACAUAUACUUACAUAUAAUUGCUAUGGUAGUUUAAACAAAUUUAAAAUAGCCAUAAUUGUAGUUGUACUCUCACACUGAGUAAAUUUAAAAAUUACGUUACUCUGUUGUUGAUAUAAGAAGGUCCACAGGUAAACAUAACGACGAGUAACUUUUUACAGUAAUAAUAAACUGUAUCUUAAAUAUCAUAAACAUGUAUAAAGUAUUUCAUCAAUGGGAAAAAUAAAAUAUUGUAGUACUUGUAAAGAUUUUGUUAUUAACAGAGUAGAAAAACUGUAUUCUAAGCCGAAGCUAAGCAAUAAUAUAUAAUACCUAUUCAUCUUUAUAUAAUGUAUAUAAUAUUGAAAACUCUCUACAUGCACAUAUCGCGAGAUAUUAGGCUACAGAGAGUUUCAGUGGCAGUUAUAGUUAUUACUUGCCACAGUACAUAAUGGACGGAUAAGCACUUAGCUGCUAAAAAUAAACUAGUGAUCAAUGUUACAAAAAUGGUAUAAACUAAAUACAUACGUCACUUAUUUUCUAAACAACAAUUAAUCCUGACAAUAUAAACUCCUUUUAUGACCUAGGUAAUGGUUUAGACUCAUCGAUAAAUCUUCAAAUAUAAAAUUUGUAAUAUCUUUAAUACAUUUGACAACUGUAUGAGAUACCAUAACAAUGAACAGGUAUAAUGGACGGAAUUGAUUAGCUACCAUAUUUCGGCACAUAUAUUAAUAAUUGUAAUAAAUAUGAUAGAUGAUUUG